Molecule: messenger RNA, 10590 nt
Organism: Leptidea sinapis
Lineage: Eukaryota; Metazoa; Arthropoda; Insecta; Lepidoptera; Pieridae
Gene: Cog8
Product: conserved oligomeric Golgi complex subunit 8
Exons: 7
Coding region: 136-1782 (548 amino acids)
Biological process (GO): intra-Golgi vesicle-mediated transport
Cellular component (GO): COG complex
Source: RefSeq, a predicted model, not a curated record
UACUCUAACGACUAACGAGUAAAUAUUACUGUUAGUACAUACAAUUUUAUUCGCAAAGAACGUAAAAGAAUUUAAGAAACUAUUUAUAAUUGUCAAUAAUAAAAUUAACUCAAAUUAUUAAAGCCAAAAAUAAAUAUGGCACAUGAAGUGAACGAAUUAUGCAAAUUGUUAUUUCCUGAUACUUCCACAGAGAGUGUAGAGUAUUUCAACGAUAUAACCGAAUAUAUUAAAAAGAUUGGUUCCCAAAACUGGGAACAAAUAUCUAAAGAGCCAGAACGGCUUAAUGAAGAAAUGAAACAUUUGACAGAAAAAACGCAGGACUUGGCUUUUACAAAUUAUAAGACUUUUGUAGAAACAGCUGAAAUUUCCAAAACAAUUAUAAAGGAUCUUGGAAAAUCCAAAUCAUCUGUAAACCAGUUUUUAGAGGCAGCACCUCAGUUUGUUCAAGAUUGUGAAACAUUUGUAAAAGAUGCUAAUAGUAUUAUGGAAGACAAAAAGAAAUUAAGCAAUAUUAGAAAUCAUACUGAUAAAUUGUUGGAGCUAUUAGAAUUGCAGACGUUAAUGAGAGAAGCAUUGAAUUGUGAGGAUUAUGAAAGUGCAUUGGAUAUUUAUACUUUUGUUCAAAGCUUAUCUAAGAGAUAUUCUAAUAUACCAAUUAUACAGAACACUACCUCAGAAAUUAUGACACUUUGGUAUGAAACACUUUAUCAUCUCUUCAACCAACUGCAUUAUGACUUACCUCUGCCGCAUUGCUUACAAAUUUUAGGAUAUCUUCGCAGAGCAAACACCGUUUUUAAAUCAACCGAGGAGGAGCAACUUUAUGCAGAUGGAGUUAAGAAUUCAUCAGACGGCCUGCAUUUACAUUUCUUGAAGGCGCGCAAUGCAUGGUUUGAGAAAGCUGUUGAAGACGCUAAAUCCUCUGAAUCGUCUGAGAAGUUAUUGCGGCGCCUUGUAGAACUUCAUAGGAUCCACCUGUUCAAUGUUCUGACCCAGCACAAAUCUAUAUUUCUAUCAGAGUCGCAGGAAACUAAGGCGAGAGAUGAUGAGUUGAAUGGAACAAGUGCUCUGUCCUGCUGGUUGAAACAAAAGGUGGACGAGUUUGCGGCAAUGUUGAAUGAGAAUCUGCUGAAAGAGGACGAAUCAAGCUUUGAAUCCUUAUUGAACCAGUGUCUGUACCUCUGUCUCUCAUUCGGCAGAGUUGGAGCCGACCUGAGAUGUGUCAUGACACCACUGUUCAGAGACAAUGUUCUUAUACAAUUUAAUUCGGGACUCGAUAAGGUUAACACACAAUUUGAGCAAAGUAUGCGAGUGUAUAAAGUAGCCAGUAUAAAAAAUGUUCCCAGACCUAUAAAUGAAAACAUGGCUUCCGGACCACCAGAGAUAUUAUUGGAUUAUUACCCAUUAGCUGAAUAUUGUAACGGACUAUUGACGGUUCUUAACUCCAUCCGAAUAACUGCUCCUUUAAAUAUAGUCAAAGAUGUAAACAGAGGAUUUAAGAUGUCCUUUGAAAAAUCUGUUCAGAUUUUACUAGCAUUUUAUCACAGAGAACAACAGGCGUUCACCGAUGUUGAGAGGCAGAAUUACGUGUCAUUCUGUGUGUGUUUUGUGGAGGAUUUGGUUCCUUAUAUUUGUAAAUGUUUAUCUAUAUCGUUCCCACCAUCACAUAUCGCAGAGUGUCUAGGAGUAACACUUACAGUUCUGCAAGACAGUAAGAUACUUUAUAUAGCACAGUCGGAAAUAUGCAAGCCUCUAAAUAGCAUUACUGGUCUUGAUUUAAAUUAAGAUGAUUUUUAAUUGUUUAUGCUAUAUUUGUAUAAUAUAUUGCCAUAGCAGUAGGUACAGUCUGAACAGCAACUGACGGCAUUCUAAGGACCAGGCCACAACAGUGUGUUGGGGCGUCGUAUCUUAUUAUUCGAACCAGAACAGAACAGUUACAAUACAGUCCCUAUUUUGAAGCAGAAAUAGGUUGUGGUCGUAAAAUCAGACAAACACUGCUUUAUAUUUCUAAUUUUCCUUAUGUGCCUUCCAUAAAAUAUGGCAUAAUCAUAAAAUCCCUGAUUUCAUCCAAGCUUCUAUGGCGAGCAUUGUCAGUAAGAAGCAUUAUUGGUCCAUCAUCAUCAUCGUUUCGGCCUGAAGACGUCCACUGCUUUGCAAAAGCCUCCCCGAAGGAUCGCCAUGACGAUUGGUCCUGCGCUAUCCUCAUCUAACCUACUCCGGCGAUUCUGACCAGAUCGUCGGUCCAUCUUGUGGGGGCCUACCAACACUACGUCCUCCGGGUACGUGAUCGCUAUUCGAGAACUUUACUGCCCCAACGGCCAUCUAACCGUCGAUCUAUGUGCCUUGCCCACUGCCACUUCAGUUUCGCUACCAGCUGGGCUAUAUCAGUGACUUUGGUUCUCCUACUCCUCAUUUUUGAUUCGAUCUCGCAGGGACAACUUUUUUUUCCAUAACAUUGGUCCGUAAUUUUAUGAUCAAGAGGAGCAUGUCCUCAUUCAUUAUACUUACAGUGAAGACAGAGUGGUAUUGCCUCGUGGCACGAUACAUCCAUAUUCGUUUGUCCUUUUUUCCAUAAAAGAUACAGGUUAAUUAGUGCCCCCAUUUCUGUCUUAUCAGAAAGCUUCAUUUUUCAGCCCUUGUCCAAAUUUUUGGGGUGUUGCAAAUGAAUGAUGUGUACCUAUGUACUAGAGAGUGGGAUAACAAACAACCUAUUAUGCUCAUAAAAUAGAAAGUGUGUUACACAUACAAGGUUAGAGCAUGUAAUUUAGCCACGGAAUAGAAAAUUUAAAUGUAGUAAGAUAUUGUGAUUUAUAUCUUCGGAUAGGAUAUUUACCUAAUUAAUAACAAUAAAACAUAAUUUAUAGUAAUUAUUAUUAUGAAAUAUUUAUUACAUAAAAAAAUAAAAAACCUUAGAAUGAACCAUUUUGCCUGCAUAUAAGCCUAAAACGGGUACCCACUUUUAGGCACCACACAGAGGUUUUCUUUUUCUUCUUGCUGUUCUUUUGUCGGUGUGCUAGUUAACAAUUCUGUUUUUUGAACCUUUCCCUUUAGAUUUGUUUUGUUUGGACUCAGUUUUGGCAACGGUCUAAUGUCUACAGGUUUUACAUGAACCAAAGGUGGCGCAGGCGAUGGGGAAGAGACUGGCCGAAGGGAAAUAAAAUCCACCGGUGUAGAACAUGAAAUUCUGUUUUCAAUUGGGGUUACUUCUGCUAUUGGACCUUGUAAUCAGAUCGCUGUUUUCGAAAUUUUUCGUAACUUCAGUAGGAAUUGGGUUGAUUUCUUGUACGUCAGGCACGUCAGUAGGAAUCAAGCUGUUAUAGCGCUAGCGCUGACAGAUAAACACUGCGAUCAGAUUCAAGGGAUAGACGAAUACUGGAAGAAGUUUAUAUAUGAGUGCAGACUGGGACGGGUCAUUAACGGUUGUUGAGACUGAAAAGAGUGAUAGUCCGUCAAAGUAGCAGGCAAAAAUAUGUGGCGAUAUGUUGGCCAUGUAUCCCAGUGAAAUUUAAGCCAUUAAUGGCGUUUUGUGCAUUAGCUGCUCUCAUAUAAGCGUCGCAAAAUAGUCGUGAUACUUCGUAUUGGGAAAUGAUUCGUCCUACAUGGCUUUUUUGAAAGCCUGAAACUGCUUGCUCAAAAUAAGUCUUCAAAGAACCGUAUACACACCGAUCUAGGGGCUGCAUACGAUGCGUCGUGUAAGGAGUAAGCGAAACAAAAAUAACGUUAAUCUUUGAUCUAUACUCUAAAGGCCCAAGGCAUUUGUGAAAUUCGUGGUUGUCUAUCACCACUUCACACCACUUUUCUCUCCGUUGUUGGGCGAGUAGCUUCAAGAAAAUGAUCAAGCCAUUCUAAAAACGUCUGUCUCGCGAUCCAGCCAUUGUCUGUGCAAGUAGCGUUUGUGCUAGGUGGAGCUCCAUCCAACAAUCUGGCAACAAUCCUCUUCCUUCCAAAAAUGAGGAAUGGAGGAAUAAAAGAACCAGCCGCAUUACAACAACAGUUGUUAAUGUGCCUCUCUCGACGCUGGAAAUUAUGCUAAGCUGUUUUUUCCCUGUAUUGGACAAAAUUUUGUGGGGCUUGUUAUUGGUUGUUUGUAUGGCAAUUUCAUCAACAUUGUAAGUUCGCGUAGCAUUUACGGCGUGUUUUUCUAUCUCUGCUUCCAGUAUGUCGAAGAACCUUUGAACUUGCGGCUUAUUGAAUCCUCGGGCACGUGCAAUAAGGUAGAGGCGUCAAUGAAGGCCCACUUAAUUUAAAAAUUUCGUAAAAUCUUGCAGAUAAGCAAAGUGAAGAAAAAACAUAAUGGAAGUUGUAUUAUAUUUAUUCGAGAAACAAGAUAUCUAAGAAAGUAGUACAGCUUUUGGCAUUUUAACACAAUUGUAAACACUUUUUAGAAACUUGGUAUUGGGCUAUCCUGGGAAGCUGGUCGCUCAAGAUGGCCCGAAAAAUAUUAAUGAAAAUAUAUUAUUAUUAUAAAAACUUAAACACUUAACAUAAAACAUCAAAAUAAAAGCACAUCCUUCACAUAACAUUAUUGAUAAAAGGUUAUCAAACAAAAAUUUAAAUCUUAAGUCUAUCAAAAUAAAAAUCAACUAUAAAAUAAAUACAAACUACUAAAUAAAAUAAAAUUUUACUUUGAGGUCAACUUUGAAAGUAACUUAUCGAAAAUAAAAAUAAGCAAGUUCUUUUUUCUAAAAUUUUUUAUAAUGUCAUUCAUAGGGCUAUCCAAGGAAUACUGAAAAUAACUUUGAGAUCAACAAAAUAUACUUAAUUACUUAAAAUAAAUUAGACGCUACUGUCUUUAAUUGAGUGUGUACACUCCUAACAAAAAAUCAGAAAAUAAUCUCAGAAAUGAAUUCACUUAAUAGUUUAAUCAGAUCUUUAAUUGCACUCUGGACAUAUGAAUUGCUCCUGAUUGCCUUUGGAUAAACCCACACAGACUUCAUGAUACCAUUUUUGACAAUUUUGGUAUUGAUGCAUAUCAUCAAGUCUCACCUUGCAUCCAUGGCAAUACCAACCAUGUUUUUCGAGUGUUUUAGAUUCCUUCUUACUUGCUUUUGUCACCUUCUUAUCUUUAUUCAGUCGUCUUCCUCUGGGUACUUUUUUAAGUUCAUUACCUUCAAGUUCAUUCAUUCUUGUUUAUUUUUUGAGAAAUUCGCCGUUUUUUCUUUAGUAGUAUCAAACAAAUCUUUAGUUAUUUCAUCGAUUUUCUUCUCGGUUUGUAUUUAAUUGUAGCGAAGUUAGGAAUGGGGAUUUGUUUGUGAAAUGGUGAUUUCUCAGAAUGUUUUUUCAGUUCUGAUAAAGGUAAAUUAUCUUCUGGAUCAUCAAGUUGAACUUUAUUGGGCACAGAGAACGAUGGUUUUCUGAGGUCCGUAUUUAAAUAUUCUUCGUCUGAUUCAGGAGAUGAAGUAUAAAUAUUAAAACGAUUUAUAAAAUUUCAUUUUUCAAAGGCCUUUAUUAAAAUCCUCAUUUUCAGAUAAAUCAGGCGUACUUGAACCUAAACGCGGCUGCUUAUUUAAGCCAAAAGGUAGAAGUAACAGCUGAACAAAACUCUGUACUUCUAUUAUAUUUUUCCCAAUCAGCUAGCUUUUGAAUCGGAUCUUGAUUCUCCAAGUUGUCUAUUUUAAAAUCUUCUAAAGAGGAACUAUAAUCAACUAUUUUUUUGAAAAAUGCUGGUGAUUGCGGAUAAGAUUCAACGAUUUCAACUUAAUUUGCAUAAUUUGGGGAUACAUCGUUCAUCGGGUCAUGGGGAAAAUUGAUGGUGAUAAAUUCCUCUCCUCUUCUUCAUCAUUUGAAAAAUUUUCAUCCAAAUGAUUGUUGCAGCUUGGGUACCGUAACAGGACUUCUUGGAAUAGAAUCUCUUGAAGGAUUACCUUCAAUUCAUUAGAAUUAAAAACUGAAUCAGGCAUACUUGAGGAACUUGCAACCUGUGGAUCAGGCAUUAGUGUAAGUACUGAAGAUGCAUACGCGUCUUCAGAAAUUUAGCUAGGAUCGUAUGAGAAGAGGCCAGUAGCUCUAAACCCACUAUGUUGUCCUUGGUCAUGCACUUAGACCAACCUUUUGUAAAAAAUGUCUUAAAACGAGCUUUGGUCAGUAUACGUUCUGGAUAUGCAUACAACAAAACCUCAUCGUCCCAAAAAUGUUCGAAAGACUUAUUAACGGAUUUGUCUAGCGGUUCAAGCGCAUUGUUCAGCUGUAAAAACCUUCUGUUGAUGGUGUAGUGUUAGACGACAUCCCUUUUCCUCCUUGUUAUAAAGGCGUUCCGGGUGGUUGGAAAUAUUUAAUUCAUCGUGUAUGUCUUUUAGGGCUUCAAAAUGUUUUGAACUAUUGGCUUGUUAAGUUUUUGUGCUCUGGCAGGAUUUAACAAUUGAGCACGUCGAAGUGAAAUUUCUGGAUUUCGUUUCAAAAAAUUUUUAAGCCAUUUUUUUCCAGCAAUAUUCUUUUUAUCACUAAAAACCUUGCAGUUUGCCCCCUCUCAUAUAAAAAAAAAUCACUAAAAAGAUUCGGUACAUUAUUCGCUUUACAAGAUUCGUAGGCCUGCUUCCGAACUAUUUUGGGAGUUAAUGGCGUUCCUAUCUGAGACAGUCUAAUUAUUAUUUUGCAUAAAUCUUUUUCUUGUGAAUUAUUAAGAAUAGGGACACGACCCUUUCCAUGGAACCAGAUUCUAUGUGCUUUCUUAAUGUUCGCCUUGGUAUGCCAUAUGUUUCAGCAGCUUUACUCUGUAACAUUUGGCAGCCUUUUACUGCUUGAAGGGUAAAUUUCAACUGUGUUUCUGUCCAUUCUCCGCGCCGUUUUUUAGUAGAGGGCUCCAUUUAUAUCUGCGAUAAAAUAAAUUUAAUAAACAAUGAAAAAUUUUGCAGCUUAAAAAGUAAUUGAAAUAAAAAUUGCUGACUUCAAAUUUAAUGCAUGGUUAUUCAAUCUCAACAAAGGUAAAAGCAUCAGUAGAUGACCACUUAAGUACACAUAAUUACCUAUUUUAAUGUUUGACUUUAAUUAUCAUCUGAAUUCAAUGCGUACUUUUUUUUGUGCAAGUCUUAACUAAUGAACCAGUAUUUUUUCACGUAGAAUGGUCGAAUAAAAAUUAAAAAAAGUCCAAGUCUUAGAAAUUUAGUAGUUGACCAUCCAAAAACUAGUAGAUGACCAUAUUCCGACGAUCCAAGCUCUUUCAAUGUAGAAUCAUUAAUUUGGUUCAAUUGUUGUAGCCUAUUCAGUUCAUCUUUUGUUUUUUUACCCACAAAUUAAACAGCGAUAAAUCAACCAAAUCACCUGACCAUUCAUCCAGUGUUGCAUCAAAUGAUACUAAUUUUUCGGGAUUGAUAUUAUCGUUCAAAAUUUUUAAGCCUUUUUUCAGAUGGUGAAUUGUCCUCAAAUGUCCUGGUUUUCGCUGUUACUCUCAAGUGGGACUUUUACCUCCAAUGGGUUUCACGGAAAUAAGCCACAUUUCUUAAAUCCAUUUGCCAAAAUUGAUUUAUUUAUGGUAUUGCCCAUUACCUCGUGUAAUAACUAAGCAAAAUCUUUUUUCUUAAGUACGUGAGGCUCGUCAUAUUUUAUUUUAUCAACCCUCCAAUAUUGUACAUGCCUUCUCCAUUCUUCUUUUAGUGGCUUAAAUACUGCCACAUCCAUGGGUUGCGUUAGGGUAAAGUGCUACUAACACGGUUCCUUUUUCUUCACAAAACCGGCUAGUUUGAAGUGAUAAGUGAGAUAUGUGUCCAUCAACAAAGAGAAUAAGCGGUAAUGCUAUUUCAUUUUUAAUCAGUCAAGGAUAAAAUAUAUCAGCAACAAAUUCAAAGAAUGCUUCACACGUCAUCCAACCUGAGUCACUUUUUCCAAUGCCCCAGUCUGAAGGGAAAAUAUCUGUAAUUUCUUGAGGUAACCGCUUAUAGCUGAACAAUAUCGUGGUAGGAGCUAGGCACCCGUUUGCAUUUCCAGUUACCAACACAGUUAAACAUUCCUUGUCGUCAGCAUUUACCUUCUGAUACACACUUUUUUCACCUUUCCUUGCAAGCACUUUAGAUCCUUUUGGUGCUAAAAAGAAUGUUGUCUCAUCGCAGUUAAAUAUUCGCGAUGCAUCAUUCAAGGCAUGGCCACUAUCUUCCAACUCCUUAUUAAGUUACGUAAGUUUUUAACACGCUAAACGCCAUGGGGGUCACCGGUGACCUCAACGUAUAGUCAUAUUCAAACUACUUUUUCUCGCCGCCGGCCAUACUGACUGUUACUUUAUUCAUACUCCGUGACCGGCACGGCGCUGUAGAACUAUACUGCGCAGUGGGACAAACAUACCUUGUAAGGAAUUGAAAAAAUGAAAGAUAGCGAAAAAAGUAACCAAAAUAAAAAUUCAGGAUAUAUAAUUCAAAUUAGUCUUUAUUAUUUAAACAAAAAUUAGCAGUCUUUAUUUUUUAAUGAAAUACAAACAUAAAAAUCAGUUUUACUGAAAAAUAAAAUAAAGUUCUCAUUAGUAAGCAUAAUUACAAACAACCAUUAGAAAUAUAAAUAAUUAGCCAUAAUAUUUGACAAAACAUGCUGUAAAAGAUGAGAUAAGAAACCUUUUAUAGCAUCAACAUAUUAGCGAUGGACAUAAUUGAAACAUUUUAGACAAAAGUGAGGCUCCCCCUUACAUUGCACACAGUACGUACUCACUUUCUUAGCUUUAUUCUUAGCUACUUUACGACCAAAUUCCUGUACUGAAUCUUUAUAACAUUGCAUGCAAAAACGACGCGUGUGUCUUACUUUUCCUUCCUUUAAUUUUAGAACAUGCUUGAGUCUUUUAGGUCUUUCAUUGAUAAUUAUUUCUUGGGAAUCUGCUGGCCGAGUCAAAUAAUUUAUGAGAGCCCUCCUAAAGUCGACAAUUGAAGAUUUGCUCUGCUUAUUUUCAUUGUACAUGACCCAAGCAUUUACAACUGCCGUAUUUAGAAGUAGUUCUAUUGCUAAUUUUCUAUACCAUUUUACGGUUUUCCGCAAUGGCGAAGAAUAGGCACCCAUCUGGUCACUCAUGUCUACAGACCCUUUCGAUUUAUUAUAAUCCAAAAUAACUUUUGGUUUACGAAUCUGUUUGCCUUUUUUCACCACCACAGCAAUUUUGUCGGAAUGCUUUGUCGACAGCAUAAGCACGUCCCUCUUAUCUUUCUAUUUAAGCACUGUUACUCCAUCUUCAUUCUCCAUAGCCAUUGUUUCACCUUUUUGCAGUUUCGAAUCAACAACAGCCUUAGGCAAUCCUCUUCUGUUUUUUCGCAAUGUGCCAAUUAAAUGGGUUUGCUUCUCCAAUAACCGAUAAGCCAGUUGCAAGCUAGUGUACCAAUUAUCAGUUGCUAGCGUGUGUCCUUUGUCAAAUAUAUUUUCACAUAGUGCCAUCACCACAUUUGUUGGCGUAGUAUUUAUUGCGUCAAUGUUUUUCCUUCUAUACAAAUUAAAUUUGCAAGUAUAUCCGGGAACAGUACAUAACUUAAAUAGCUUCAUGCCAUACUUGUGUCGCUUACUUUUAUUGUAUUGCCUGAAUAUUAUUCGACCUCUGAAAGGUACUUGGCUUUCAUCCACACAAAUAUCUUCUUUAGGCGAAUAAUAUUUCUGGAAAGUAGCAUUGAGAGCAUCGAUUAAAGGUCUUAUUUUGGCAAUACGAUCGUUUCUGUCGACAGAUAAAUUGUCGCUAAAGUGUAGGUAUUGCAGUAGUAACUCGAAGCGGUUCCUACUCAUAACGGUGGCUGGAAAAGUUUGUCCAAGUAUCUUGUCUUUGCUCCAAUAAUAAGCUAAUUUCGGCAGCUUUACUACGCCCAUAAACAAGACCAGCCCAAGAAACUGUUUUAUUUCUGUCUUGUUUGUUGGCUUCCAUGAAUGAGACCUUGAUCCAGGCUUUGUUUGCCUGGCUGUGAUGUUUUGACUUGCGAACAAAUUUGUCUGCUCAGCAAUCAUUUCAAGAAUUUCUUCAGGCACCAAUAGAUCAUAAUACUGGUCAGGGCCAGCUUCUUUCAGCAAAUUAGAAUAUGGAGGUUUCAUACCCUCGAACUCGGUGAAAGGAAUCACUGAUGGCUGUCGUCUUUUUGGCCUCGACCAUUUUGAGGUAAUACGGUCAUUUUGCGAUAUAUUGGCGGCAACAAAAUUUUCAGCCGACUCACUGUCACUAUCACUAUCACUUGCGAUAACCAAACGUCUUUUCUUUUUCGGUAAUUGCAUGGGUUCACUAUCCGAUUCUACGAGAGCGUCAUUGUUUAUAGAAGCGAUCGAAAAAGAAAUUUCUAACGCGUUGUUUUGCUUCCAUUCAUCCUACGUAAAUUCGAAGUCCUCCAUAGCUAAAUCCAUAUCUAAAGGCUCGCACAUUAACUAUUCAAUAAGAAAAUGAUGACAGCUAAGAUAGUAGGAACGUAAUUGAUCUAGUAACACACGUUCUAUCACCGUAAGCGCGAGCGCACUACUGGUGUAGCGGGUGGCCGGCGGGGUGGCCGGCGCGGCGCCCGGUACCGGAAAAUAUAUUUUCUGUGUUUGUGCGCCAUGGGGUGCACCGGUGACCUCAGCUAUGUAUUUGACUGUAACUAUGUAACCCAUGCACAGAAUUGAAUAAAACUUAUUUUCUAUACGUAUCGUAACAUAAUAAACAAAUUACGACCAAAAGUA